Messenger RNA from Chrysochloris asiatica (Cape golden mole), 2286 nucleotides. RefSeq names its product leucine-rich repeats and calponin homology (CH) domain containing 1 (gene LRCH1). The transcript has 20 exons. Gene Ontology annotation, molecular function: protein binding. Bases 1 to 2286 code for a protein of 761 amino acids. NCBI's taxonomy places the organism in Eukaryota, Metazoa, Chordata, Mammalia, Afrosoricida, Chrysochloridae. The record is from RefSeq and is a predicted model, not a curated record.
AUGGCGACGCCAGGAAGCGAACCCCAACCUUUCGUCCCUGCCCUCUCGGGGUCUACUCUGCACCCACAUCAUCAUCCCCACCACCACCACCAUCACCACCACGGAGGAGCCACAGCAAGCAGCGGGGCCGGAGGAGGGGGCGGUGGCGGGGGUUUCAACCUGCCCUUGAACCGGGGUUUGGAGCGCGCGCUGGAGGAGGCGGCAAACUCCGGGGGACUGAACCUCAGCGCCAGAAAAUUGAAGGAAUUUCCAAGGACCGCCGUCUCCGGGCACGACCUCUCGGACACGGUGCAGGCAGAUUUAUCUAAAAACAGACUGGUUGAAGUUCCGAUGGAGUUGUGCCAUUUUGUAUCACUGGAAAUUCUUAAUCUAUAUCACAAUUGUAUCCGAGCCAUUCCUGAGGCCAUCAUUAAUCUCCAGAUGCUGGCCUACUUAAAUUUAAGUCGAAAUCAGCUGUCCACCUUGCCAGCCUGCCUAUGUGGUCUGCCUCUCAAAGUCUUAAUCGCAAGUAACAACAAACUUGUGUCUCUGCCAGAAGAGAUAGGCCAGCUCAAACAGUUAAUGGAAUUGGAUGUCAGCUGCAACGAGAUCACAGCUUUGCCCCAACAGAUCGGCCAACUGAAGUCACUACGAGAACUGAAUGUCAGAAGAAAUUACCUUAAAGUUUUACCACAAGAACUAGUAGAUCUUCCCCUGGUAAAGUUUGACUUUUCCGGCAAUAAAGUACUCGCGAUUCCGAUUUGUUUUAGAGAGAUGAAGCAGCUGCAAGUAUUACUGCUGGAGAAUAAUCCUCUGCAGUCUCCUCCGGCACAGAUUUGCACCAAGGGCAAAGUGCAUAUAUUCAAGUAUCUAAGUAUACAAGCGUGCCAGAUGAAGACAGCUGACUCUCUUUAUCUCCAAUCAAUGGACAGACCACAUAUACACCAGAAUGUGGAGGACAGUAAGAAGGAUUCAGACUCUGGCGUUGGGAGUGACAAUGGAGACAAGCGACUGUCUACCACAGAGCCUUCCGAUGAAGACACUGUUAGCCUUAAUGUGCCCAUGUCAAACAUCAUGGAAGAAGAACAGAUGAUCAAGGAGGAAGCCUGCCAUCACCCUAGCCCUGUUAAAGGUAAAUUUCAUCAGGAAUUUCACCUGGAACCCUGCCUUUUGGGUGACAAUGAAAAGUCAGGAGAAGAAAGAGAGCAGUUCACUGAAGGAGCAGAUGUUCUCAGUUCCGAAUUUAUGAACUACAUUAAGAGUAGGGCAGAAGACUGUGAGGAACUGUUGCGGAUAGAAGAGGACGCCCACUGGCCGCCAGAGGGACUAAUAAGUUCAUCCAAAGACCAGGUCAUGGACAUAGUGAUGAUCGAGCAGCUGAGAGUAGCAGUAGAUGUGCUACAAGAUCCCAACAGGUUAAAUACAGACGUUACAGAGAGAAGUGUUGUUAAUCUUUAUCCCAUGGAAUCAGCAGAAGCUUUAGAACUACAAGAUGCUGCAUUAAAUGGGCAGAUGCAUCUGGAGGCGUCGCUGGUGUGUGAGGUACAGAACGAUGUCGCAUCGCAGAGUAAUGGGAGCCAGUAUUCUCCAAAUGAGAUGAGUGAGAAUUCCCCUGCAAUCUCUCCUACCACAGACAGCGCAGCUCCGUUUGGCCUGAAACCUCGAUCAGACCCAGCCCUCAUUCUCCCUCCUAUCUCCUUCAACAAACUUACACAGGCACAAACAUGGGACAGCUCUAGCUACAGCCUUCCAUCUGAAGGAGACAGUGACAAUGUAUUUCUAAGACCUCAGAGAAAUUUGGAAUCUAUAGACCCACAGUUUACAAUUCGGAGGAAAAUGGAACAGAUGAGAGAAGAAAAGGAACUGUUGGAGCAGCUCCGUGAGAGCAUCGAGCUGAGACUAAAGGUCAGCCUACAUGAAGACCUGGGGGCCGCGCUCAUGGAUGGGGUGGUCCUCUGCCAUCUGGUCAACCACAUCCGUCCACGGUCCGUCGCAAGCAUCCAUGUCCCCUCACCAGCAGUUCCCAAACUUAGCAUGGCCAAAUGCAGAAGAAAUGUGGAAAACUUUUUGGAAGCAUGCCGGAAGCUCGGAGUCCCUGAGGCUGACCUCUGCUCUGCGUAUGACAUCCUGCAGUUGGAUUUUCAUCACAUUCGAAAGACUGUUGACACUCUGCUGGCACUCGGGGAGAAACCCCCACAACCAACUUCUGCCCUCCGUUCCAGGGACCUUAUAGACUUCUGUCUUGUCCCCCUCCUCUUUGUAGUACUGGUGUAUCUCACUUACCACUGGAAUGUUCUGUCCGCCUGA